Cooperia oncophora is the source of this 363-nucleotide messenger RNA. The record is from the annotation of a GenBank genome assembly. Lineage: Eukaryota; Metazoa; Nematoda; Chromadorea; Rhabditida; Trichostrongylidae.
AUGGAUGGCGUGUAUACGUACUGUUUCGGAAAUCAAAUGAGUACCAUGACACCGAAGGCCGUCAUGUUUACUAUCGAGAUUAUCGAGCCUCACCAGCAACAACAAGGAGCUGCACCAAACCAGGAAGCUGCAGAUAACCAAAAAUUGGAGGAAAUGGUCCGCGAGUUGUCUACUGCGCUCAUGUCUGUGAAGCACGAGCAGGAAUACAUGGAGGUCAGGGAGCGUGUGCAUCGAUCAAUUAACGAGAACACAAAUAGCCGAGUGGUGCUGUGGGCAGUGUUCGAAGCGCUGGUCCUGGUUUCGAUGACUGUGGGACAAAUAUGGUAUCUCAAACGAUUCUUCGAAGUACGCACAGUUGUAUGA